This is a messenger RNA of Emiliania huxleyi CCMP1516, 1818 nucleotides long. RefSeq lists its product as hypothetical. The transcript has a single exon. Lineage: Eukaryota; Haptophyta; Isochrysidales; Noelaerhabdaceae. The record is from RefSeq and is a predicted model, not a curated record. Bases 1 to 1818 code for a protein of 605 amino acids. Gene Ontology annotation, molecular function: N-acetylglucosamine-6-sulfatase activity; glycosaminoglycan binding.
AUGCGUCACGCAGCCGCGCGGCGGCUGCCGCUGCUCCUGGUCCUGCUGUUGCUCGCGGAAUCCACCGGCAACCGAUGCGCCUUUCCCACCACCGCCGCCUCCUCCGAGACUGCAGAGGCCGCCGCCUCCGAGACUGCAGAGGCUCCUCUGCCGCGCCGGUGGGUCCCGCCGCCGCCGCACGGGCCGGUCUGCAAAGACUGCCCGAGCAUCGUCUUUAGCCUCACCGACGACCAGGACGUGGAGCUGGGCGGCUGGACGCCGAUGGUGAAAACGCAAUCGCUGCUGCAGGGCGACGGCAACGGCGCGAUGCUCACGAGCUGGCGCGUCCACACACCAAUCUGCUCUCCGAGCCGCUCACAGACCGUCUCCGGCCGUUACUUCCACAACAUCAAAUCGACGCUCGCGGUGCCACCGGCCAAGGUGCAACCGGCGGCGACGGGGCACGUCAACGGCAGCGUGUACACCAACGCCACCUUCGGGGCGCACCUGCGCGCGCAGAGGGGGUACAACGUGGCCAUCUUUGGCAAGGCCAACUUCAACACGAGGGAGGGCUUCGACCGCUGGUUCCAGGGCGCCUUUCUCGGGUACGGUGGCGGCUUUGAGGACGACGAGUCUCCAGACUUUGCAUAUCGCGCGGCACCGAGCGAGUACGCCACCUCGCUCCUGGGCAACAAGUCGGUCGAGUGGAUCCGCCGCCCCAACGUGACGGGCAGCGCAGCGGCAGGCCGGCCCUUCUUCCUCUACUUUGCGCCACAUUGCCCACACACGCCCGCGAUGCCCGCCGCAUGGUACAAGGACGCGUGCGCCGGCGUGCGGUCGCCCCGAACGCCAGCGUACAACCACAGCAACGCCGGCUUCCACGCGCUGGUGGCGACGCAGCCUCCCAUCUCGGACGUGGAGGCGACGCUGAUCGACGACCUCGCCCGGCGGCGCUGCCAGUGCCUACUCUCCGUCGACGAUGCGCACGCGGCGCUGGUUGUGGCGGUCAAGGAGGCGCGCCGGUGGGAGUCGACGUACUGGGUCGUCACGUCCGACCACGGGUACAACCUGGGCCAUCAUCGGCUGCCGAGCAACAAGUUCCUCCUCUACGACCACACGCUCCGCGUCCCGAUGCUCGUGCGCGGGCCGGGAAUCGCCGCCGGCGACAACCCCGUCCUCGGCACCAACGUCGACUACGCUCCCACCUUCCUCGGCCUCGCCGGCCUCGCGACGCCCGCCGCGAUGGACGGGCGCUCCCUCCUCCCGAUGCUUGUGCCCGAGGCGCGCGAGGGCGAGCUGCCCGCGCCGACCCGACGCCACGUCCGCGCAGAGCGAGCGGCCCUCUCGCGCCGGCCGUGGCGCGCGGAGCAGUUCUUUCAAUACUACACUCAGGGCGGUCCCUCGCCGUACCACCCGCAGGGCUGCCCGCAGACACCGGGCUUCAAGCCGUGCGAGGGCUGGGCGCCGGGCUCGUCGAGCGAGCCCAACAACUCGCCCGGCGAUCUGAACCAGUGCGGGUUCCCGGAGCACGAGGCGCUGCGCGGCACGGUCCGGCCGCUCGACGACUACUCGAACACGUACAUCGGGCUGCACUGCCCCGGCUGCAUCCCGGGCGACGCCAGCGAGUACAAGUACGGCGAGUACCAGUAUGUGUGCUCGAGCGAGGAGAUUGUUGCCCGGCGCUGCUUCAGCUCGAUCGACACGUACCAACUCUUCAACAUGUCCGCCGACCCAUACGAGCUCCACAACGUCUACGCCUCCGCGCCGCCGCCGAUCCUCGCCGCGCUCAAGGCGAGGCUUCGGAGGUACUACCCGUGCCGGGGAGCCGCAUGUCCUUGA